AUGACGAUCUGUGAAGGUGCCAAGGAUAUGCUGAUGAUAUUGCCUGCUUCAAUGGCAUCUCAGCAAGGGCCACAUUCCCUGUUUUCCCUGCCCCAUUCAUCGAAUAACGCCUCGAAGAAACGCGUCACUCUCAUAGAACCAAAGGCGGGAGAGAUCUACGAGUUGAGAAGGCACCAGUUCAGCAAAGGCUCCUCGUUCAACACUCAAUCGGAUCUAGCUGCCGAGAAAUAUCACUACACCGCGAACCAGGAACCCUUAAAGUCCACUUUUCUGACCAACGAAGCAGACAGGAAGGAUGGCCGUGUGAUGGAGGCAGGAGAUAUCCACUUCGCCACCAGAUUCGAUCUGUCGUACUGCUUAAUCGGGUAUUACUACGGAGACAGCACAAGCCAGGACGAAAAGGAAUACGAGCAAGACUCCGAGGCGGAAUCUGCAGUUGCCCGCGGUCGGAUGAACUGUUUAACCGUCAGAGACUACCACGAUCACCUUGUGGACAACCACGACAGCCAGUGGGCGAAUGUCUCCUUGGAGAGUCUAGAAAUGGCGCUUCGGAAGGUCGCAGAGCCCACCGAGGAAGCAGGUAGCACUUUCUACAAACUGACAGAGGGCAAAAUCAUCGAGUACCUUGCGAAUAAGGUGACCAGACUGGCGCAAAACCUGCCAAAAAGCCUCAACAUCUCCGCCGACCUCCCGGCUGACAUUCUAGAGUGUGCCAAGGUGACGCUGGCUGCCGAUUUGCUUGUGUCACUGAUCCCAAAACACACAUACUUUCGUCUGAAGAGGUUCAGCCCAGCUGCAGGUGCAGAGCACAUCGCAGACAUAAAGAAUUCAUGCGACAGGUACGAAACUUACAAGAGAUCAGUGAAACAAUCAGUCGAGGAAAAGGAACUGCUGGUCAAGGCCGCGAUGACAGUGGGCCUGCCAACUGGAAAGACCAAGACAUCGGUUGUGAAAAAAGUUACGAAAAAAUCAGUGGUUGUGAGAAAGCAAAAGGGCAGUAUAGACGGAUUCUUCAAGCCAGCCAAGCGAGCUAAUCCCUCGGCCAACCCAUAA
Messenger RNA from Torulaspora globosa, 1053 nucleotides. RefSeq names its product Rnh202p (gene RNH202). Gene Ontology annotation, cellular component: nucleoplasm; ribonuclease H2 complex. The record is from RefSeq and is a predicted model, not a curated record. Gene Ontology annotation, biological process: RNA catabolic process; ribonucleotide metabolic process. The coding region runs from base 1 to 1053 and encodes 350 amino acids. The transcript has a single exon. NCBI's taxonomy places the organism in Eukaryota, Fungi, Ascomycota, Saccharomycetes, Saccharomycetales, Saccharomycetaceae.